Nicotiana tabacum (common tobacco) is the source of this 948-nucleotide messenger RNA. The record is from RefSeq and is a predicted model, not a curated record. Lineage: Eukaryota; Viridiplantae; Streptophyta; Magnoliopsida; Solanales; Solanaceae.
GAGAGAGAGAGAGAGAGAGAGAGAGAGAGAGAUGGAAGUUGCCUACUUUCUGUGGUUAUGGACUGAGUCUAGUUUAUCAUCCCUUGCUUGUUACAUACACUACCUUUUCCUCGACUCUGUGGCUUUCAAUGAAUAUCAUGUUUUAUCCAUGUAUGCUUAUCAGUUUCCCUUGAUCAUGGCUUCUAGAUGCUAAAGUGUUUCAAGGUUGAGAAACUUGUAAUAUCAGCUAUUCCAAGUUUAGUGGAAACAUGGACUGCUGGCUUUGGCUUUGAACCCUUAGAAGAUAGCGAGAAACAAAGUCUAAGUCAUAUCAACCUCAUGGUGUUCCCGGGAACUGUAUGGUUGAAGAAGUCCUUGUUUCAAGCUGCUGAGGCAGAUCAACUGAGUGUUCAUCCGGGAGAAACAGCAUCCUGCCACGAAAAUGGCGUCACCAUUAUUGAGCCGAUUCAACAUCAUUUGCCAUCUCAAGAUGUCAAUGCAGGAGCUGAUGUCAGACACCUACCUCAGUCUGAGAGUUUGCAAUUCAAUGAAGAUCAAGGUGGUAAUAAUCUUGAUGGUCAAUUUUCCAUGACUUCCCAUGAAGAAUCAGCUGUAUGGUUUAUGGAAAACAAGAUUUGUGAUAUAGAAACUCAUGAGCCCGGUCAAGAUUGUGAAGGAAACAUCUCUCAUAAAUAUUUAGAGCCUGAAACUGAAACCAGGAAGUCGGACUCUAAUAAAUUGCAAGUAGAGGAAGUCCCAGAUGUUCAUGCGCUGCGUGGUGAGUGCUCAAAACUCUCUCAGGAAUUAACGGUCGUGACGUUUAGCAGCCACCGGGAAGUAGGUUGUAGAGUAGAUACUUUGCAGAUACACGAAGAAAGACAAUUUUGUUUAGAUGAAGUGUCACAGAGAAUUAAUGUAUUGCAAGGGAACGGGAAAUGACAUUGAUUAUUUUUUAGUUUUUGUGCAUAA